AUGUUUGGUUUCUGCGUGCGACAGGCGAUCAGGAUCAUUCGUGCCGUCCUGGAGAAGUACGGGACCUACGAGAGCUUCGAAGUGGCCACCGGCGGGAGGCUGCUGAGCAAGUGCCAGAUCUGGUCCGUCAUCCGAAAGUACAUGCAGAAGGAAGGCUGCGUGGGAGAGGUGGUGGUGCAGCUCACCGACGACCUCCUGUCCCAGGCGGUGAUGAUGGUGGAGGACAGCCGGCCGACGCUGGCCAUCAACCUGGCCGGAGCCCGGCAGCACUGGAUGGAGGGUAUGCUGCUCCACGAGAUAGGCACCCACUACCUCCGGGGGGUGAACAACACCCGCCAGCCCUGGCACAGCUCCGAGGGCCGCAAGCAGUACAGCCUGAAGCCCGCCAACCCCACGGAGGAAGGCUUGGCCAGCCUGCACAGCGUCCUCUUCCGCAAGCAGCCCUUCCUCUGGCGGGCAGCCCUGCUCUACUACACCAUCGAGCGGGCCAGCCGCCUCUCCUUCUCCGCCCUCUUCCAGGACCUGGAGCAGUACGUCCAGGACGCCGGCGUCCGGUGGGAGUACUGCGUGCGGGCAAAGCGGGGUCAGACUGACACCUCACGGCCAGGCUGUUUCAGUAAGGACCAGGUCUACCUGGAUGGGAUUCUCCGCAUCCUGCGCCAUCGGCAGACCAUCGACUUCCCGCUGCUGGCUGCGCUCGGAAAGGUCUCCUAUGAAGAUGUGAAUCGGCUGAAAAAAUUUGGGGUCCUGGAGAAAGCCCGCAUCCCCCACUUCAUGCAGGACCUGGAGCGGUACAUGAAGCAGCUGGACCAUAUCGUCACCACCAACGGCCUGAACGAGGAGGAGCUGGAGCAGCUGCUGCCCGACUGA
Molecule: messenger RNA, 870 nt
Organism: Charadrius vociferus (killdeer)
Lineage: Eukaryota; Metazoa; Chordata; Aves; Charadriiformes; Charadriidae
Gene: MATCAP1
Product: KIAA0895-like ortholog
Exons: 5
Coding region: 1-870 (289 amino acids)
Source: RefSeq, a predicted model, not a curated record